This is a messenger RNA of Lagopus muta (rock ptarmigan), 1781 nucleotides long. Its product is annotated as cholesterol side-chain cleavage enzyme, mitochondrial. Lineage: Eukaryota; Metazoa; Chordata; Aves; Galliformes; Phasianidae. The coding region runs from base 75 to 1601 and encodes 508 amino acids. Gene Ontology annotation, biological process: C21-steroid hormone biosynthetic process; cortisol metabolic process; glucocorticoid biosynthetic process. The record is from RefSeq and is a predicted model, not a curated record. Gene Ontology annotation, molecular function: monooxygenase activity; heme binding; oxidoreductase activity, acting on paired donors, with incorporation or reduction of molecular oxygen. Gene Ontology annotation, cellular component: mitochondrial inner membrane. The transcript has 9 exons.
ACAGCUCCUUGCCUUGAGCCCAGGAUUCAGGGAUAAGAGCGAGGUCACCCCGGCCGUGUGCUCGCCCCGCUCCCAUGCUCUCCAGGGCUGCACCCAUAGCGGGCAGCUUUCAGGCAUGCCGCUGUGCUGGAGGGAUCCCAGCCCUCGCGGGGGUCCACUGCCCAUUGCCUGGCCCCUCAGGAGCUCGGCCCUUCGAUCAGGUGCCGGGUGAAUGGCGAACGGGUUGGCUUAACCUGUACCACUUCUGGAAGGAGGGCGGCUUUCACAACGUGCACAACAUCAUGGCCAGCAAGUUCCAGCGCUUUGGGCCCAUCUACAGGGAGAAGUUGGGUGUCUACGAGAGCGUGAAUAUCAUCAGCCCCCGCGACGCAGCCACGCUCUUCAAGUCAGAGGGGAUGCUGCCCGAGCGCUUCAGCGUGCCCCCAUGGGUGGCGUACCGUGACUACCGCAACAAGCCCUACGGCGUGCUCCUCAAGACAGGGGAGGCCUGGCGCUCGGACCGCCUGACCCUGAACAAGGAGGUUCUGUCACCACAGGUGGUGGACAGCUUCGUGCCCCUGCUGAACCAGGUGAGCGAGGACUUUGUGCAGCGGGCACGGGCGCAGGUGCAGAAGAGCGGCCGGGAGCGCUGGACGGCCGACUUCAGCCACGAGCUCUUCCGCUUCGCCUUGGAGUCUGUGUGCCACGUGCUGUACGGGGAGCGCCUGGGGCUGCUGCAGGACUUUGUGGACCCGGAGGCACAGCAGUUCAUCGAUGCUGUCACCCUCAUGUUCCACACCACCUCGCCCAUGCUCUACGUGCCGCCUGCCCUGCUCCGCCACCUCAACGCCAAGACAUGGCGUGACCACGUGCACGCUUGGGAUGCCAUCUUCACACAGGCUGACAAAUGCAUCCAAAAUGUUUACCGGGACAUCCGGCUGCAACGCAAGAGCACCGAGGAGCACACAGGCAUCCUCUUCAGCCUCCUGGUGCAGGACAAGCUGCCCCUGGAUGACAUCAAGGCCAGCGUCACCGAGAUGAUGGCGGGCGGCGUGGACACGACUUCCAUGACUCUGCAAUGGGCCAUGCUGGAGCUGGCACGGUCCCCAGGCAUCCAGGAGCGGCUGCGGGAGGAGGUGCUGGCGGCCAAGCAGGAGGCACAGGGGGACAGGGUGAAGAUGCUGAAGAGCAUCCGACUGCUCAAAGCCACCAUCAAGGAGACGCUCAGGCUGCACCCGGUGGCAGUGACACUGCAGAGGUACACCACACAGGAGGUCAUCCUGCAGGACUACCGCAUCCCCCCCAAGACGCUGGUGCAGGUUGGUCUCUAUGCCAUGGGACGAGACCCUGAAGUCUUCCCCAAGCCGGAGCAGUUCAACCCUGAGCGCUGGCUGGUGAUGGGCUCCAAGCACUUCAAGGGGCUGAGCUUUGGAUUUGGGCCACGGCAAUGUCUGGGUCGCCGCAUCGCCGAGCUGGAGAUGCAGCUCUUCCUCAUGCAUAUCCUGGAGAACUUCAAGAUUGAAACCAAGCGGGCGGUGGAAGUUGGGACCAAGUUCGACCUCAUCCUCGUCCCUGACAAACCCAUCUACCUGACACUACGGCCCCUCCAGCGCCAGGAGUGACAUGGGGUGUCUCCAGUUGGUCCCAGCUUGGGGGACACCUCCAUCAGCUCAGUGCAUUCAGUCUUGGCUCCAGCCCUGCUUACGCCAUGGGGCAGAUGGCUGUCCCCUUCCCAUUUUGCUUCGCCACUGAUUUGCUCUGUAUUUUCUGCACCAAAAGCAGCAGAUCCUUGUGAGCAUGAA